This is a messenger RNA of Boleophthalmus pectinirostris (great blue-spotted mudskipper), 784 nucleotides long. RefSeq names its product tripartite motif-containing protein 16-like. NCBI's taxonomy places the organism in Eukaryota, Metazoa, Chordata, Actinopteri, Gobiiformes, Gobiidae. The transcript is spliced from 7 exons. The coding region runs from base 29 to 733 and encodes 234 amino acids. The record is from RefSeq and is a predicted model, not a curated record.
GGUGCAGUAGACCCUGUCUGAUCUCCACAUGUGUUGGUGUCCCACAGCAGAGGGCCCUGGGGCCCCUGCAGCUGUGAUCGGAGUCUCAGUGUGUGUGGUCCUCGUCCUGGCUGGAGUCGUGGUUUUCUUCCUGUGGAAACGUCGACAGAACAAAAAGGCCCAAAAUGGAGCUGCAGAAGAACAACAAACUUCCCUUGAGGAAAGAGGAGACCCUGCUGUUCUGGAGAACCUGCUGCAGGACAAUGUUGGAGCUCCUGAAGAGAUCAUCAGGAGGAGCUCGGAGAACAUCAGAGGAACCACAGAGAAGAUGGAGUUUGAUGAAGACUUCAGAGAACAUAGAGAGACAGGGGAUGAUGUGAGAGAGGAGAGUCAUGAGUCACAGGCCCAAAAUGGAGCUGCAGAAGAACAACAAACGUUGGAUGGGGCAGAGCUGCGUAAACUCUCAGAUCUGAGGAAGUACUCCUGUGACGUCUCUCUGGACCCAAACUCAGCUCACAGACGCCUGAGGAUGUCUGACCACCAUCGAACUGUGACACUUGUGAAGAUGAAGGAGGAGCAGAAGUAUCCAGAUCAUGAGGACAGGUUCACAGGCUCGUACUAUCAGGUCCUGAGCUGCACUGGCCUGAGGGGGCGCUGUUACUGGGAGGUGAACUGGAGCGGGUGGGUUUGUAUAGCAGCGAGUUACAGAAAGAUCAGACGGAGAGGAAACAGAGAGUGGGUUUGGAAACAAUGAUCACUCCUGGAGUCUGGAGAUCAACAAAGGAAAGUGCUUUGCCCACCACAA